Molecule: messenger RNA, 264 nt
Organism: Lachancea nothofagi CBS 11611
Lineage: Eukaryota; Fungi; Ascomycota; Saccharomycetes; Saccharomycetales; Saccharomycetaceae
Source: the annotation of a GenBank genome assembly
AUGUUCGCCCGUGUAACCCGUCGUUUACUUUCCUUCACCCCUGAGGAAAAGCUGGUCUACAACAAGCUGUCAAAGGAACUAAAUCCAAGCAAGAUUAAGGUUCAGGACGUUAGUGGUGGAUGCGGGUCAAUGUUCGCCAUUGAUAUCACCAGCGACAAUUUCAAAGGGCUUUCAAUGGUCAAGCAACAUAAACUGGUCAACAGAAUUUUGCAAGAUGAUAUCAAGAGGUGGCACGGUCUACAGUUGCGUACACGAAGCGAUUAA